Porites evermanni is the source of this 2053-nucleotide messenger RNA. The record is from the annotation of a GenBank genome assembly. NCBI's taxonomy places the organism in Eukaryota, Metazoa, Cnidaria, Anthozoa, Scleractinia, Poritidae.
AUGGCGGAGGUUUCUGACAUUUUUCUUUCGAAAGACGUAUUUGAGAAAGCAGUGAAAAAUGCAUUGGGAAGAGUGAAUACAAGUGGAAUAUGCAAUCUCUCACAACACCAGUCGAAGGCCUUGUUUAAUUUAGUGUGUGGUAAAGAUUCUUUUGUCUGUUUGCCAACCGGCCAUGGCAAAUCGCUAAUUUACCAACUCUGUCCCGUUGUUGUCAAAGAACUUUCUAGCAUUGGAUUGAAACAGUUCCAGAGCGACCCGUUAGUUGUUAUUGUCUCUCCGCUAAAUUCUCUCAUCGAGGAUCAAAUAGGAUCCUGUGGAAAAAUGGGCUUGAAAGCGUGCAAAGUGGACUCGGAAAGCCUCGAAAAGCUGAAGGACUCCUGCGACUUUGAAAUUUUGUAUGCAAGCCCCGAGAUAUUUGACGAUCAAGAAGCCAGAUCGCUACUUCAGCAGUACAGCGCUAGACUCGUUGGAAUUGUUAUCGACGAAUCUCACUGUAUCGUGCAUUGGUAAGAUUUUAAAUUUUGAAAGUUAUUUUUUUCCUAUUCGCUCCAUACUAACUUGUUAUGAUUCUCUCUCGUGCACGUGUUUCUCGAGUGGGGUCUUCUCUCUUAGAAUUGACAUCUGCACGGUCGAUCUCUAACGUAUUGAUAUUAUUACGUUUUAUUUCUGUUACCAUAAAGCCUGAACAGAUAUGUGAAUAAAAGGUGGCUUUGCACAAUCAGAUAGCGUUGAUUAUUCACCUGAUUGUUAUUUACAAACUAGACUUUAAGUAUAUCUGUUGUCAGAAUAUCCUCAUAACAACCUUUCUAAUUUUAGGGGAACUGGCAACAAGAGAGAGCAACCCUUCAGGGAAUCUUAUGGCAGGCUAGGUCACCUCAGAGUUUUUACCAAGGCACCAUUUCUGUGCAUGACUGCCACAGCGAGCCUAAAAAUAAGAAGCAAGAUUAUAAAACUGCUCAACAUGAGAAACCCCAAGGUAAUAAGGCAAUCACCAGACAAGAAAAAUAUCUCUUACCAUGUUGAAAAGGCAAAAGAAUUGGAUGAAACUUUUAAGUGGAUUUUGGAUUUGUUUUCUUCCUGCAUCGCAGAAAUUCUGAAAACAAUUAUUUACUGUAGAUCAUUAAAGGACUGUGGAGAGAUCUACUCAUUGUUUGACAAGAUAGCUACCCAUUCUGAAGCACCAGUUGUCUCCAUGUAUCAUAGUAAGACGCCAGAACAAAUUAAGCAAAAAGUACUCUCAUCUCUCUUGGAAGAGGAUGGUGACUGCCGCAUUGUUAUCGCAACAAGUGCUCUUGGGAUGGGUGUGAAUAUUCCCAAUAUCCGACAGAUCAUUCAUUAUGGUGCUCCAUCUGAUUUGGAAAGUUAUGUGCAAGAAGUUGGUCGUGGUGGUAGAGAUGGACAGCCUUGCAAGGCAAUACUGUAUUACCGGCCAUUCCAUCUUGCUCAUUGUGAUGAGCACAUGAGAAAUUAUUUAAAAAACACAGACAAAAAGUGCAGGAGGGAUCUUCUGAUGAAAUAUUUUAAGGAGAAACCUAACAAGCCAAAUGUCAAGCAUGACUGUUGUGAUGUUUGCCUAGCGGCCUGCAUAUGCUGCUUGUGUAACGCUCUUGAAAAGCCAUCUGAUGUGACACCACCAAAUGAGACUGUUGAAAUGGCAACUGUGGUUCGGCAGGUGCAGGAAGAGGACAGAGAAUUUCUCUAUGAAAUGCUUAAAGACAUAAAAAUUAAUACAGAAUCAUCUGCCUCUGUGCUGGGUAGUGCUGGACUUGUUUUUGAACUUGGUGAGCAGGUUAUAGAGGCUAUUGUAAGUAAGUGCGAAUAUGUAUUUUCAGUAUCUUUUAUCAUGGACAACUUUCCUAUUUUCAGUGAAGAAGUGGCAAAUGAAAUUUUGAUUAUCUUUGAUGAAAUAUUCAAUGACAUUGACGAGGCCGAGUUUCUUUCUAGUAUGGACCAAAGUGUUAUAGAUGACAUGUCUUUCCUUGAUGUUGACGAACAAGCAUCUGGAUGUAGCGAUGGUGAUACCUAUCGUAGUGACUGUUUUACAAUGCAUUAG